This is a messenger RNA of Pteronotus mesoamericanus, 1127 nucleotides long. It is a transcript of the gene DFFB, whose product is annotated as DNA fragmentation factor subunit beta. Lineage: Eukaryota; Metazoa; Chordata; Mammalia; Chiroptera; Mormoopidae. Gene Ontology annotation, biological process: apoptotic process; apoptotic DNA fragmentation. Bases 102 to 1127 code for a protein of 341 amino acids. Gene Ontology annotation, cellular component: cytoplasm; nucleus. The transcript has 7 exons. The record is from RefSeq and is a predicted model, not a curated record. Gene Ontology annotation, molecular function: DNA endonuclease activity.
CCUCUGUCGCGUACACCCGCAUCCGACCUCGCCGUCCCGGUGAGGGCGCGCCGGGGCAUCGGGCCCGGCAGGGGCUGCCCGCGGAGCCUGAGGCCCUGAGGAUGAUGUCUGUGUUCCGGAAGCCCAAGACGUUCAAGCUGCGGGCCCUGCACAACCAGCAGAAGUUUGGGGUGGCGGGGAAGAGCUGCCAGGAGGUGCUGCGGAAGGGGUGCCUCCACUUCCAGCUGCCUGUGCCGGGCUCCCGCCUCUGCCUCUACGAAGACGGCACGGAGCUGACUGCAGGUUACUUCUGGAACGUCCCCGACAACUCGGAGCUCGUGCUGCUCACUGAGGGCCAGACCUGGCAGGGCUAUGUGAGUGACAUCAGUCGCCUCCUCAGUGUGUUCCACAAGCCGCACGUUGGGGUCAUCCAGGCCGCCCGACAGCUGCUGUCCGACGAGCAGGCCCCGCUGCGGCAGAAGCUGCUGGCCGACCUCCUGCACACCAUCAGCGAGAACAUCGCGGCCGAGACCCGGGAUGAGGACCCGCCCUGGUUCGAAGGUCUGGAGCCCCGGUUUAGGAGCAAGUCCAGCUACCUGAGGUUCAGCUGUGAGAGCAGGAUCCGGAGCUACCUGAGGGAGGUGAGCGCGCACACGUCUGCGGUGGGCGUGCAGGCCCGGGAGGAGUUCGUGCGGGUCGUGGACGCCAUGGGCCAGAAGCUGAGGGCUGCGCAGUACAACGGCUGCUACUUCGACCGGGGCGCCAAGGCCGGCAGCCGGCUCUGCACGCCCGAGGGCUGGUUCUCCUGCCAGGGUCCUUUCGAUGUGGCCGGCUGUGCGUCCAAGCACUCCAUCAACCCCUACGGGAACAGGGAGAGCCGGGUCCUCUUCAGCACCUGGAACCUGGACCACGUGAUAGAAAAGAAACGCACCAUUAUUCCCACGCUGGCGGAGGCGAUCGAAGACCAGAACGGCAGACAGGUGGACUGGGAGUAUUUUUACAGCUUGCUCUUCACCUCUGAGAACCUGAAGUUGGUGCACGUUGCCUGCCACAAGAAAACCACCCACAGACUCAGCUGUGACCCUCACAGGAUUUUCAGGCCGCAGACGAAGCCCAGGAGGAAGCGGGCGGCGCGCAAGCGCCCGUGA